CGCCAUGUUCCAGUCCCUCCUCGAAACCCAGCUCACCUUCGACACGAUGUCCUCUCGCGCUCAGAGGGCAUUCGCGAUUCAAUUUUGCACCUCAUCAUUGAGAACUGAGAUGGAGUCCAAGCACUGCUUGGAGAAGAUCCUCGGACCGAACUCCAACGGCCCUGUCAAGUAUGCUGGUGCCUCUGAAUGGUAAGGCAAAAUGGAGCUCGGUUCUUGCAAUGGCUUGAAAAGGAAGCUUGCUAUGUUGAUUCAUGAGAUUAUUGUUGGGCCACAGUUUCGUAUUCAGGUGUUUGCAAAUGCCUAUUCUUAGACAGGGUCCCGGUGGUCUUUACUGAAUCCUGAUGAGCAUUUCUGGUUUUCUUAAAAUAUAGACAGUUGUGAAUACAAACGGUGGAUGUGC
Molecule: messenger RNA, 400 nt
Organism: Guillardia theta CCMP2712
Lineage: Eukaryota; Cryptophyceae; Pyrenomonadales; Geminigeraceae
Exons: 2
Coding region: 5-193 (62 amino acids)
Source: RefSeq, a predicted model, not a curated record